GCAUAUAUACUUUCAUCUCUGUUCAUAUAUAUAUAUAUAUAUAGUACAAAUUGAAACAUUUCAAAAAAGAAAAAAAAAGAACCGUAUGGGAUGCCUUUGCACGAAGCAGCGAAUUAAACAUAAAGACCCAACUGUUCUUGCUUCUCCGACGUAUUUCACUGAAUCUCAAGUUGAAGCUUUAUAUAAGCUAUUCAAGAAACUAAGCAGUUCUUUAGAAGAUGAUGAGUUCAUUAGCAAAGAAGAAUUUCAGCUUGGCUUGUUCAGGAACAGCAAGAAGCAAAGUCUCUUUUCAGAUAGGAUAUUCCAGUUGUUUGACUCCAAGCAAGAUGGAGUAAUAGAAUUCGAGGAGUUCAUUCGAUCUCUGUCUAUCUUCCACCCAGAAGCACCUCAAGCAGAGAAAGUUUCUUUUGCAUUUCAACUAUACGAUAUAAGGCAAACAGGCUUCAUUGAACACCAAGAGGUGAAGAAGCUGAUCAUGGCACUUCUGGAAGAAUCAGAUUUGAUUCUGUCGGACGACAUUAUUGAAGGCAUCAUCGAUAAGACAUUUGAGGAUGCUGAUACAAAAAGAGAUGGCAAAAUUGAUUUAGAAGAGUGGGAGCAAUUCGUGACUCGUAAUCCAUCCUUGAUCAAGUAUAUGACCAUUCCAUAUUUGAGGGACAUCAUAACUGCAUUUCCCAGCUUUGAAUCGACAAAAGAUACAGAAGAAGAUACCAUCAAAUAAUAUAUAUAUAAUAUUAUAUAUAUAAUUAUGUAUAUUUGCUAUUGUAUAGCACAUUAUUAUAUCCGGUUAUGAAGCAAAAUAAUACCGAUAAGUUAGCUUUUA
Molecule: messenger RNA, 823 nt
Organism: Jatropha curcas
Lineage: Eukaryota; Viridiplantae; Streptophyta; Magnoliopsida; Malpighiales; Euphorbiaceae
Product: calcineurin B-like protein 4
Biological process (GO): calcium-mediated signaling
Molecular function (GO): kinase binding; calcium ion binding
Source: RefSeq, a predicted model, not a curated record